Amborella trichopoda is the source of this 1666-nucleotide messenger RNA. Lineage: Eukaryota; Viridiplantae; Streptophyta; Magnoliopsida; Amborellales; Amborellaceae. The record is from RefSeq and is a predicted model, not a curated record.
CUAUAAUUUUUCGGAACGUGUCGGCAACGAAAGGGCAGCUCGUCACCUACCUUCCUUGGUGUCUCUCUGCUCUUUAAACUUCACACAUCUCUCUAACACCGCACUUAAUGCGGCAUCUUGGGUUCAAGAUUGAGAGAGAGGGAGAGAUAUGGCUCUGAAUGCAUUCUACAAUUCAUGGCAGCUGCCCCCAUUGCUUCUGAAUGAUCAGAAGCUCGAUUUGGAGGCCAAAGCUUUGACCUUGAGCUUCAAACCCAAGGAGAACAAUGGCUCCUCCACUUCACCUAACGUUAAUGAUCCCCAGACCCCUUUGCCACCAGUUGAGUUGAAACCAUUACUACCCAAUCCUCCUAUUGAGUUGAGGAAAGAGUUUAUCUCCCUACCAAGACCAUUGUCUGUGACUGAUCUUGCUGCAUGUCCUAGCCAUGGCGCCCCAGUUCGAGUAGCUUAUCAGGGAGUUCCGGGUGCUUACAGCGAGGAGGCUGCUCUCAAGGCAUACCCCCAGUGUGAAGCGGUUCCUUGUGAUCAGUUUGAAGCUGCAUUCAAAGCGGUAGAGCUGUGGCUUGUAGAUAAAGCAGUUCUUCCCAUAGAGAACUCUCUAGGAGGAAGCAUUCAUCGUAAUUAUGACUUGCUCCUUCGCCAUAGGCUACACAUUGUUGGGGAGGUGCAAAUUCUUGUGAACCACUGCCUUCUAGGUCUGCCUGGAGUGAGAAGGGAGGAGCUAACACGCGUUCUGAGCCAUCCCCAGGCACUUGCUCAAUGUGAGAUUGCACUGAGCCAGUUGGGAGUUGUCCGUGAAAGUGUGGAUAAUAUUGCCGGUGCUGCGCAGCUUGUAGCUACACAGAGGUUAAGAGAUACGGGUGCGAUAGCUAGUGCUCGAGCUGCAGAGUUGUAUGGGCUUAUUAUAUUGGCAGAAAGAAUUCAGGAUGAUUUUGAAAAUGUUACACGGUUUCUGAUACUGGCUAGGGAACCUAUAAUUCCAAGAGGAGACCAGCCUUUCAAGACAAGCAUAGUCUUCACUCUUGAAGAAGGUCCUGGGGUACUUUUUAAAGCAUUGGCAGUGUUUGCCUUGAGGGAGAUAAAUUUGACAAAGAUUGAAAGCAGACCCCAAAGAAAAAGACCUCUGCGAGUUGUGGAUGACUCUAACAAUGGGAGUGCUAAGUAUUUUGAUUAUCUAUUUUACAUUGACUUUGAAGCAUCAAUGGCUGAUCCUCGUGCACAAAAUGCCUUGGGCCAUUUGCAGUUUUAUGUAGCAAAAGCAAGCCAAUCUCAGCAAGCUCACAAUGCUGUUGUGGGUUGCAGGAAUUUGCAACAUUCAUCCGGGUUCUUGGCUGCUACCCAAUGGACUGUACAGCACUAUAGACAUCAAUCCCUUUCUCCCACACUUCACUGGAAAAUAAAUAUUUGUUACAGCCCAUUUUUUGAUUGUUUAAUCAAUGAUGGCUCUGAGAACUGUCGACAGCACUUUUUUCUUCAGCCAGCUUCCUGCUGGACAUUGCAUGGGGGAACAUGUGCCAAUGCACGAUCGGAAGUACUUGGGAUCACCUAUGAAAACUUUCAGUAUUAAUCCUUUCUGUUAUUUGCUUUUGACUGAGAAUGUGUUUACAACUUCCCCUCGAGCACAAUGAGUAGAGUUAUAUAUGGCUUCCACAGGAUUUGGUCAUACUUG